Molecule: messenger RNA, 1401 nt
Organism: Sungouiella intermedia
Lineage: Eukaryota; Fungi; Ascomycota; Pichiomycetes; Serinales; Metschnikowiaceae
Source: the annotation of a GenBank genome assembly
AUGAACGCUCUAGACAAUUACCUCAUGCAGGUGCAGCAGGCCACCAGGCUGCGUUCCAAGAAGCUGUCUGAACAGCUCGUCACUUUGUUGCUGCUCCAUCCGCAAGUCAACCCUGCGGUGGUGAUGUUCAACAAUCUUGGAAAUUUGGAUAAAACCCAAAUCGCCAACGCCGUGGACGCCCGAAAAUUCUACAAUGACGACUGGAUAGCAUUCAACCAAGUUGUGGUGUCAUUUAUUCACCUCGCCAACCAGAUCAACCCAUGGUCGUCGCUCGAGUCCUUUGACUUAUACUCAACAUACAUAAAUGACUUGCUGAUAGCGUUCACCAACAAGAACCACGGAUAUUUGUUGUCGCCAUUGAUAGAAAGUUCGAUGGAGUUUGUGAUUCCAUUGGCUACUCAAUUGGAUUUCCAGCUUGUGGCGAAGGAAAUGAACAGAAAGCCUCGCUUGACGUAUUUGGCAGCCAUUUUGUUGAAAAUUUUCAACAACAUCCGGUCCCAACUUGGGGCUGGGGACCAGGCCGAGACAGUUAAAAGGUCCAUCAUCCUCUACAUUGGAACUAAGCUCUGUCUGACGUAUUUUAAGCUCUCCAACCCACUUCUUUGUCGAAAUGUGUUCUCAAACAUGAACAACGCCAGCUUGCAGUUCAAGAGGUUCCCCAUGAACCAGCAAAUUCAGUAUCGCUACUAUUUGGCCAAGUUCUACUUGGUUAAGUACCAGUUUGUUGAUGCGUACCAGCACUUCAAGUGGUGUCUAGACCACUGUCCAAUUAACUACCUAAAGAACAACGCCAAUGUGUCAAGAAUUCUUCGGGAAUUGAUUCCAGUGGCCAUCAUCUUGGGCAAAACCCCGAACUUCGGCUCCAUAUACCAGACAUUCUACACCUCUGCUAGCAAGGCUCCGCUGUUUCUUGCCAUAUACCUGGAAUUGAUGAGCAUUGUACGUAAAGGAUGUUUCUAUGAGUUCCAGAGAUUCAUUACUGCCAACUUCGAGGUGUUGCAGUACCACAAACAGCUCCUUUUCAUCUCCAACAAGUCCGCAGUGGUUCUCCUUAGAAACUUGUUGAAACGAGUGUGGCUAAUUGAAGGGUCUACCACCAGACUUUCCUACGAUAGUGUAUCCAUUGCACUAGCCACAUCACUACAAGGUGUACCAUUGGGUUCUGUGGCUGAUUUUGUGCAUACAAAGGCUGGAAACAAUAGUGUUGACGACCAAUUGGUUGAAAAUUGUCUCGUAACCCUCAUUGACCAGAAUCUACUCAAAGGAAAGCUUUUCCCCAGAUUACGGGUGGUUUCACUUAGUAAAACUGGCGCCUUCCCUUCCGUUGAUACCAUUGACUUUGUCAAGUUUGGCAACGGAAGUGAAGGUACCUUGAACUAUACGGACAAGUGGAUGGAAUAG